GUCUGCAGCUGUGUGGCUGCUGGCUCCAGACGGUGCCCACCUGUGACUGGUGCACAUCACUGCCUGUGUGCCCCUUCCAGGGCACAGGUAGGGGCCAUCCAGCUCAGCUGCUUCGGGGACUCAUAGCCAGGGGUCCCUCCAAGAUGGCCUGGCUGUGGCCACUCUGUGUCCUGUUUCCUGCCUUCAUGCUGUCUGUGACAGCCAACACGCCACCACGGUUCGCGAGCAAUAUGACAUCAGUUUUGCUAUCAGAGGACUUACCAGUGGGUGACGUGGUCUUCUGGUUGGUGGCUACUGACAGUGAUAAUGAUCCGCUGACCUAUGGGAUCAGUGGCCCCUAUGCCUAUUUCUUCUCUGUCAACUCAAGCACUGGGGAAGUGAAGCUGGCCAGCCCUUUGGACUUCGAGACUCUCCGUUCCUUCCAGAUCACCAUCUCCGUAAAUGACAAUCACAACACUGCAGUGACUAAGGAGCUACGCGUGAUUGUGGAUGACAGAAAUGAUAACGUACCUGUUUUUCAGGGUUCUGAAUUCUCCACCAGCAUCAAUGAG
This is a messenger RNA of Microtus oregoni (creeping vole), 551 nucleotides long. Its product is annotated as cadherin-related family member 2-like. Gene Ontology annotation, biological process: homophilic cell-cell adhesion. NCBI's taxonomy places the organism in Eukaryota, Metazoa, Chordata, Mammalia, Rodentia, Cricetidae. The record is from RefSeq and is a predicted model, not a curated record. The annotation marks the transcript as partial. Gene Ontology annotation, cellular component: plasma membrane. Gene Ontology annotation, molecular function: calcium ion binding. The transcript is spliced from 6 exons.